This is a messenger RNA of Manis pentadactyla (Chinese pangolin), 4718 nucleotides long. It is a transcript of the gene EPHA8, whose product is annotated as EPH receptor A8. Gene Ontology annotation, biological process: cell surface receptor protein tyrosine kinase signaling pathway; axon guidance; protein phosphorylation. Gene Ontology annotation, cellular component: neuron projection; plasma membrane. Bases 64 to 2856 code for a protein of 930 amino acids. Gene Ontology annotation, molecular function: ATP binding; transmembrane-ephrin receptor activity; protein binding. NCBI's taxonomy places the organism in Eukaryota, Metazoa, Chordata, Mammalia, Pholidota, Manidae. The transcript is spliced from 15 exons. The record is from RefSeq and is a predicted model, not a curated record.
GACUCCAUCAACGAGGUGGACGAGUCCUUCCAGCCCAUCCACACGUACCAGGUGUGCAACGUCAUGAGCCCCAACCAGAACAACUGGUUGCGCACCAGCUGGGUGCCCCGUGACGGGGCCCGGCGUGUCUAUGCUGAGAUCAAGUUUACCCUGCGUGACUGCAACAGCAUGCCUGGUGUACUGGGUACCUGCAAAGAGACCUUCAACCUCUACUACCUGGAGUCGGACCGUGACCUGGGCGCCAGCACACAAGAAAACCAGUUUCUCAAAAUCGACACCAUUGCAGCCGAUGAGAGCUUCACGGGUGCUGACCUGGGUGUGCGGCGCCUCAAGCUCAACACAGAGGUGCGCGGCGUGGGCCCCCUCAGCAAGCGCGGCUUCUAUCUGGCCUUCCAGGACAUUGGUGCAUGUCUCGCUAUCCUGUCUCUCCGCAUCUACUACAAGAAGUGUCCCACCAUGGUGCGGAACCUGGCUGCCUUCUCAGAGGCAGUGACAGGGGCUGACUCGUCCUCGCUGGUGGAGGUGCGGGGCCAGUGCGUGCGGCACUCGGAGGAGCGGGACACGCCCAAGAUGUACUGCAGUGCUGAGGGCGAGUGGCUGGUGCCCAUUGGCAAGUGUGUGUGCAGUGCUGGCUACGAGGAGCGGCGGGAUGCCUGUGUGGCCUGUGAGCUGGGCUUCUACAAGUCAGCCCCCGGGGACCAGCUCUGCACCCGCUGUCCUCCCCACAGCCACUCUGCCGCCACCGCCGCCCAGACCUGCCAUUGUGACCUCAGCUACUACCGGGCAGCCCUGGACCCUCCGUCUGCAGCCUGCACCCGGCCACCCUCAGCACCCGUGAAUCUGAUCUCCAGCGUGAAUGGGACGUCUGUGACCCUGGAGUGGUCCCCUCCACUGGACCCAGGGGGCCGCGGUGACAUCACCUACAACGCCGUGUGCCGUCGCUGCCCCUGGACAUUGGGCCACUGUGAGACAUGUGGGAGCGGUACCCGCUUUGUGCCCCAGCAGACGAGCCUCGUGCAGGCCAGCCUGCUCGUGGCCAACCUGCUGGCCCACAUGAAUUACUCCUUCCGGAUUGAGGCUGUCAAUGGCGUGUCUGACCUGAGCCCCGAGCCUCACCGGGCCGCUGUCGUCAACGUCACCACAAACCAGGCAGCCCCGUCCCAGGUGGUGGUGAUCCGCCAGGAGCGUGCAGGCCAGACCAGCGUCUCGCUGCUGUGGCAGGAGCCGGAGCAGCCCAACGGCAUCAUCCUGGAGUAUGAGAUCAAGUACUACGAGAAGGACAAGGAGAUGCAGAGCUACUCCACCCUCAAGGCCGUCGCCACCAGGGCCACCGUCUCGGGCCUCAAGCCGGGCACCCGCUACGUGUUCCAGGUCCGAGCCCGCACCUCAGCAGGCUGCGGCCGCUUCAGCCAGGCCAUGGAGGUGGAGACCGGGAAACCCCGGCCCCGCUACGACACGCGGACCAUUGUCUGGAUCUGCCUGACCCUCAUCACAGGCCUGGUUGUACUUCUGCUCCUGCUCAUCUGCAAAAAGAGGCACUGCGGCUACAGCAAGGCCUUCCAGGACUCAGACGAGGAGAAGAUGCACUAUCAGAAUGGGCAGGUGCCCCCACCUGUCUUCCUGCCCCUGCACCACCCUCCAGGGAAGAUCCCAGAGCCCCAGUUCUAUGCAGAACCCCAUACCUAUGAGGAGCCUGGCCGGGCAGGCCGCAGUUUCACCCGAGAGAUCGAGGCUUCCAGGAUCCAUAUUGAGAAAAUCAUCGGCUCAGGUGAGUCUGGGGAAGUCUGCUACGGACGCCUGCAGGUGCCAGGCCAGCGGGACAUGCCCGUGGCCAUCAAGGCCCUCAAAGCUGGCUACACGGAGAGACAGCGGCGGGACUUUCUGAGUGAGGCGUCCAUCAUGAGCCAGUUUGACCACCCCAAUAUCAUCCGCCUUGAAGGUGUCGUCACCCGUGGCCGCCUGGCAAUGAUUGUGACUGAGUACAUGGAGAACGGCUCCCUGGACACCUUCCUGAGGACCCACGACGGGCAGUUCACCAUCAUGCAGCUGGUGAGCAUGCUCAGAGGAGUGGGUGCCGGCAUGCGCUACCUCUCAGACCUGGGCUAUGUCCACCGUGAUCUGGCCGCCCGCAACAUCCUCGUUGACGGCAACCUGGUCUGCAAGGUGUCUGACUUCGGGCUCUCGCGGGUGCUGGAGGACAACCCCGACGCCGCCUACACCACCACGGGAGGGAAGAUCCCCAUCCGCUGGACAGCCCCUGAGGCCAUCGCCUUCCGGACCUUCUCCUCAGCCAGUGAUGUGUGGAGCUUCGGUGUGGUCAUGUGGGAGGUGCUGGCCUACGGGGAGAGGCCCUACUGGAACAUGACGAACCGUGAUGUCAUCAGCUCCGUGGAGGAGGGGUAUCGCCUGCCUGCACCCAUGGGCUGUCCCCGCACCCUGCACCAGCUCAUGCUCGACUGUUGGCACAAGGACCGGGCCCAGCGGCCUCGAUUUUCCCAGAUUGUCAGUGUCCUCGAUGCCCUCAUCUGGAGCCCUGAGAGUCUCAGGGCCACGGCCACUGUCAACAGGUGCCCGCCCCCUGCCUUUGCCCAGAGCUGCUUUGACCUCCGUGGGGGCGGGGGUGGCGGCGGGGGCCUCACGGUGGGGGACUGGCUGGACUCCAUCCGAAUGGGCCGCUACCGGGACCACUUUGCUGCUGGUGGCUACUCCUCUCUGGGCAUGGUGCUACGCAUGGAUGCUCAGGACGUGCGCGCCUUGGGAAUCACCCUCAUGGGCCACCAGAAGAAGAUCCUGGGCAGCAUCCAGACCAUGAGGGCCCAGCUGACCGGCACCCAGGGGCCCCGCCGGCCCCUCUGACCCAAGGCCAGCUGGACCUGGGCAGCAACCAAGCCAGCCCCAGUUCACGGCAGCCAUCAGAGGACGUGCAGGGUUGGCCAGGGGUCGGGGUGGGCCCAGCCUCUGUCCCUCCUCUCAGGUGCCACCGCAGGACCUGGAGUUAUUAGGGGUUAAGCUGCUUGGGAAAGAGCUCUCUCCCCAGAGCAGAAACCUUCUCUUUCCCAGAAGCUGGGGCCUCAACACCACUGAGCCCACCAGAGAUGUCACUCCCUUGCCUCUGUGCAUGUGCGUGUGUGCGAGCACAAGGACUCAUGCACUGUGCGACAGGGGCGUGUUCUCAUGAGGUCUGGAAGCCCGUGUGAUCACGUGUGUGUGUGUGUCCACUGGUCAGGUCCCAGCAUGGAUGUGUGCAAAUUAUGAUGUGCCUGCUUAUCCAUUAAGGCUGGGGGCACGUGUGUGACCGUGGAUGGCAUGUCAUGAAUGAGGAUGCGUGUCACAGGCCUGUGAAUACAGAACGUGGUGUGACACUGCCCAUCAAUGUGGGCACAGGUCCCAGUUGCCCACAGGGACUAAGAAGAGGCUCACACCCACCUCCCCCCAUGCCUGAGGCCAGAACUAGGGGCCGCUUGAGAACUGUACCAGCACCAGGCCCACCCUUGUCUCUGCCUGGGUGAACCCACCCCCGGCUCUAUCUCAGGUCUGAGCCCUCCCUCUGGCUGGCGAGGGGGCCACCUGCAGCCCCCAGCUGGCUCCCACCACUGCUUUAACAGGAAAACAGGGUUCCCGGCCAGCCCUCUAGCCACCUUCUAUGCAGUCAUCACUGCAGAGUACAUGAGAUGCCCACAACUGGACAUGGCUCCCUGAUCAGGGGCCAGGGACCACCAACUUCCCGCUAGUCUCUGAAGCCCCUCCAUGGUCCAGGGCUCCUCAAUUGGAAGUCCCUCUGCCAACAUCUCACUGCCCAGCCCUGGCCUGUCCCCACCUCUGCCCCAUGCCUAGGGUCAGGGACCAUAAGAUCCUAGCUCCUCCACCCCAAGUCCACCCCUCUUCUGGGAAGACCACAGCCUAGAAAAGGGGUGUGCCUUAUCUAAGGUCACACAGUAAGAUUCAGAGCUGAGGCCUCCUGCCUCCCAGCCCAGGGCCCUUCCUUGAGGCUAUCCCACACUGGUGGCUGUGGGUAGGAAGGGGUUGGGGAACCCCACCCCCCACCCCUGCCCUCACCCCAGAGACUGGCCCUCCCUCUUACGGCCCACCAGGGUAUGUAAAUAUCUUUUUCUACCAUGUCAGAAUAUUUUUUCCUCACUCCUGACAAUGCAAAAAUGGUCUUCAAAGCACAUAAAAAGCACCCAGGGUAAGAAAGCCCCGCCCCAGAGGAAGCUUGGCAGGCAGGGCUCAAGGAACCCCGCUGAGCGGGAUGCCUUGUGCCCCCUGCCAGCCCCCAAGCGAGGGGCAAGCCCAGCUCUCCACUCUCACCCAGCCCUCCCCGUAGCCAGCGCAGCUGUUCCGCGGAGACACCAGCACUGAGCCCCCUCUCCCUCCUGCAAUAAUUUGGGGAGUCUCAGCCCCGCCCAGGUGCCGCGGCCAGCUCUCUACACAUCUAUAUAUUAUAUUACUAUAUAGCUGAGCUGAUCUUCCUUCCUAUGGAAGUCGGAAUCACGGUCAGGACACGAUCCGGGGAUCCCACCUCCACCCCACUUUCACCUGAUUCCUGGGCUCUGGAUCCUCAUGGUCGGGGAGGGCACAGCAGGCCAGGCCCUUGCAAAAGUGUGACCCCUGUCCCUGGCAUGAGGUACCCCUCAGGGACCAAGGGAUCUGCCUCUCCGUGGUCUCCAUCCUGAGUCUUGAACUUGCCCACAAUGAGAAUAAAUUCUGCCUCAUCUUUA